GCGCAUCAUUAUUUGCUGUGCUUCUAUACAACUGUCCAGUAGAGGAGUGGAAGAGGUGGGUUGUUUAGUUUGAGGAAGGAAGCUUCUUGCAGGAAAAAGCAAAUAAAGGACCUAUAAUUAACUCCGAGGGCUCUUCCCUUCUUUUUUUGUUCCUCUGAACCUACAUUGACGGUCGGUUUUGGGAAGGGAUUCCGCAUGUUUUACUGAAAACAUGGUGGACUGUUGUUGAAAACGUAACUAUUUCGAAUUCUGGUAGAGUAUAUGAACUCAUGCACUCUUAGUCUCACCUAUUGAGCUGUUUAAAUUAGUUUAGCUGGAUCAAUAUUUAUGCGUUUGGGACCGCCUGGAGCCCUGCAGUGUUCCUGUUGGUAGCAGUUUAGGUUUGGAGGACAGUGAUGGAGGACAACGACAUCGAGCAGCAGGAGCCGUUCCCCGUGGACCGAGAUGGGCGGCGGCUCCAGUUCACAGAGGACCAGCCCGACGGCAAAAGAAAGAUCGGAUGUUAUGAGAAGUUCCAUCUGUUUGUCUCCAAAUGGAUGCUUCCAGAAGACUCCCGCAGCAAAUACCUGGAACGAGCCAACUGCUGCCCUCCCCCCAUCUUCAUCAUCCUCAUCAGUAUUGCAGAGCUGGCAGUGUUUAUCUACUACGCUGUGUGGAAGCCCCAGAAGCAGUGGGUGACCCUGGAUGAAGGCAUCUGGAAUAGCCCCCUAACAUACAAGCCUGAGCUCAGGCAGGAAGCAUGGCGCUUUAUCUCCUACAUGUUUGUCCACGCUGGGGUGGAGCACAUCGUGGGGAACCUGGUGAUGCAGCUGCUGCUGGGCAUCCCGCUGGAGCUGGUGCACAAAGGGUUUGAAGUGGGGAUGGUUUACAUGGCGGGAGUCUUAGCAGGCUCUUUGGCCAGCUCCAUCUUUGAUCCUCACAGCGCUCUGGUGGGAGCUUCUGGGGGCGUCUACGCUCUGAUAGGAGGGUACUUUAUGAACGCAGUGGUGAAUUUCCGAGAGAUGAUUCCUCUCCUUGGAAUAUUUCGAAUCCUGGCCAUUGUGAUAUUUGUUGGAACAGAUUUUGGAUUUGCCUUCUACAGAAGAUUCGUCGCCCACGAGGAUGGUUUGAAUGUGUCCUUUGUGGCUCAUUUUGGAGGAAUUGCAGCCGGGAUGACCAUCGGCUACGUCUUCUUCAGUGCUUACAACAAGAAGCUCCUCAAAGACCCUCGCUUCUGGCUGUGUAUACUGGGUUAUGUCAUCUUUGCGGUCUUUGCUGUGCUUUUUAAUAUUUUCCUGAGCCCAGCACCAUAGGACAAAAAAAAGAACCCACCAAUAUUUUUCUUUUAAAAUGACCACUAUCUGCAGGAAUCUGAUGAACUAAUGUUUUCAGAGAAAAAGUAGCUUUUCAGGGAAUUAGUAAAUGUAGUGCAGAGGGUAUUUGUUGUUGUUUAAAUCAGAUGUCUUCCUCCUGUUGAAGGGGAAUGAGGCCUCCUGCUGUUUAUCAGUAGCAUUGCAGCUUUUACAUUUUAGACUGAUGGGCAAAACGUGCCUUUUAUAAAGUGAGUAAUUUAAAACUGAAUUAAAUAUGUUUACCCUUUUAAUAUUUUGGUAUUAUUAUGAAUGAUCGUUUUUACAUCUCUUUGUAAUUUCUAAUCAGGGAAUUAUUGAACACACUGGUCCUAUAAAAUGUAAUUCUUCCUGUACUACUACUGUUUAAACUCUUAAUGUUAUGCUACCUUUUGAUCACAUUCUGAUGAAUGAUCAGGGACUCAUAUAGACUUUUAGUUGUCAUCCAAUGUGCCUUAAACCUGCUGAAAUCCUCCAUCACAUUUAACAUUGAAUGUGAUGAAGGCUUUGAUGUGUGAGUCUAACUCUUUGUCUUAACUAGAACAAAGAGUUUACAAAGAAGUCUCAAAAUGAUGCAUUUCCGAAAACACAGCGUGACGGCUCCUUCCUUCUAAAAGCAAUAGAGCAGGUUUACCAUCAUGGCUUAAUGCCCUGCUAUUGUUUCAGGCACUUCCUGUUGACAGGACACGGCUGAUUACAUGUUGAGUGUUUAAACAUGAUUUACCAGUCUUAUCCUUCUCUGUCAAUUUUCUUUCUUUUUUUACCUUGGAAAGACAAAAAUGUGGCUUUAAACAUAUGCAGUUUUUGGAAACACCAUCUUAAUACUAUUAGUGGUUUAUGUCUGGUAAAUGUACUUAAUUUAUCUAAAUUCAAAGGUAAUCUAUGACCAAAGAACUAACCAAAACCUCCUACUCCAUUUCAAGAGCUAAGUGUUUAAUGCGUUUUGAAUAAAGUGAUGUUUUUUUCAA
Trematomus bernacchii (emerald rockcod) is the source of this 2296-nucleotide messenger RNA. RefSeq names its product rhomboid, veinlet-like 2 (Drosophila) (gene rhbdl2). Bases 396 to 1292 code for a protein of 298 amino acids. Gene Ontology annotation, molecular function: serine-type endopeptidase activity. Gene Ontology annotation, cellular component: membrane. Lineage: Eukaryota; Metazoa; Chordata; Actinopteri; Perciformes; Nototheniidae. The transcript is spliced from 8 exons. The record is from RefSeq and is a predicted model, not a curated record.